Molecule: messenger RNA, 663 nt
Organism: Penicillium pulvis
Lineage: Eukaryota; Fungi; Ascomycota; Eurotiomycetes; Eurotiales; Aspergillaceae
Product: class I SAM-dependent DNA methyltransferase
Exons: 1
Coding region: 1-663 (220 amino acids)
Source: RefSeq, a predicted model, not a curated record
AUGUCUCCUGCAAUGCCUGCUCCGUCUCCAGCUCUGUACCUCCAACAGGCUCGAGACAGCCCUAACAGUAAAGAAUGCAUGUCCAUCUACGAUAAGUGGGCUGCAACAUACAACGACGAAGUUGGCGACGAGGCUCAGGAGUAUGUUGCUCCCGUGCUCGUUGCCCAGACAGCUCUCAAAUACGCGAAAACCAAUGGUCCUGCCAACAGCGUCAUCCUGGAUGCUGGUUGUGGAACUGGACUCGUGGGGCAGGCACUUUCAAUUGCCCGCCCCAAAGCAAUCGAUGGAAUUGACCUAUCUGUCCCUAUGCUUGACAUUGCCAGAGAUACUGGCGUUUAUCGGAAUCUAGAUCAAGCGGAUAUGAACCGACCUAUCGCGAAGCCCGACGAAACCUACGAUACCGUUGUGUGCGUUGGCACAUUUACCCUUGGCCACGUUGGCCCCGAUCCUGCUCUACGCGAACUUGUCCGGGUUACUAAGACGAAUGGUAUUGUUGUUGCUACUAUUCUUGAUGAGAUUUGGGUUUCGGGUGGUUUCAAGGAUGAAGUUGCGAAGUUGAAGGCUGAAGGUGUGGUUGGUGUUACUGAGGAACUUAUAGACUAUGUAAAAGGUCACGGCGACAAGGCGGUUCUGGUUAUCCUCGAGAAGCUCCCUCGUGCUUGA